CGUCUCGCAGUCACUCCGCUGUGUUGGUAUACGUGUCUGUUGAACACAGGAAAUCACGGACCGGUCUCUGCUAGAGAUAAUACUGCCCUUCGCGAGAUCUCAUGAUGGAUGUCAUUGCUUCGCGGCCCAGUUGUAUCUAUCAGGACGGCCGACAAGAACUCGUUUCGCCUCAGCCCAUACAUCUACUGCCCCUACCUAGCCGGAAGAAAAAACCUCGACUCAUGUCAAAGGCUGCUCACCUCUUACACCAUGGAUUACAAGCCAGUGAGCAUGCUCCUGCGCGAGAUGUAGAUUGCAGGAUCUACCAGGAACGCGUCUCCGGUUUGGCAGCAACACCGCCAGGUCACCACAAUGAUUAUUCUGAAUGCAUCCACAAAUGGCUAGAGCGAAGCACGAGAGGUUCAGAUUAUGGACAGAAAGCCAAUCUGUCCGAUUCUGCCAGUACCAGAACACCUCUUACACCUGGGCAAUUUUCAGAUGCUCAUUCUGUCCAUACUGCUGCAGCCCCGCAAAUACCAGAAUUCAAUUUCGGACCAGAUCCACAAGAGCUGGCCAAUCGACUGGCCGCUUUAAUUCAGGAUGCCGCCAAGGAUUGCCCAUUGCCGCUGGUGUUUGGAGUCACGGCCAUCACUGCCACUUCGCCUGCAGUCCGUCAACCUGUUCGUCCAUGGUGUCUGCAAAGGCGGAUGCCACUACGGAAUCGCGCCGCAGAUCCUCUGGUCUUCUACGGCCUUCCGGAGCACACGCAAUCUACGUGUAAUAGCGUACGCAAGGAAGAGGUUCGUCCAGUGGCAGUGUGCUCGCCUCCAAGUGACCCAUCACAGCCUGCGCGGACAGUGUCGAUGCCGCAGCGAUUGGCAAACAGCGCAGCGCACUCUUCGCACAGCGCACACAACCAUGCUGGGCGCGUGGUCACGAUCGAUGCAGAAGGCCAACUCUCGAAGAUGUCGCGGAUCAUCAGUUCCAUGGUAGAUGAUGCCGCAAUCCCACUUCGAUGUCGAGCGAUGGCGAAGUGCGUAUGGCGAGAAUGGCGAGAGUUCCUGCAAGUCAACGACGGGCAAAAGUUGUAUGCCAGCGAUCUUCUGAAGUCUCUGUCUUCCAGUUUUGAGCAGACAAUAAUCGACUAUGGCUGGGCGACGGACAUGCGGAGCUUGCCAACUACCUUUGUCGAGGUGAUGAGACGUACUGCAAGAGCAGCCAUCGAGGACGAGCCUUGCACUGCAGCACGCACGAACACACUAUAAUCGUCUCUCCAUUCAAGCAUACCACAACAGGGAAAAAGUACAUGUUCGCUUGAAUGUGGGUCGAGGAUGGCUUGAUAGGUACCGUAUAUAUGGAUAUCAGUCCCACUGUAAUCGUAAAACAUUAUUAUCAAAUACGUAAAUUUUUGCAUGAGGUGCGCGCCAUAGGUGAUAGAAAC
Sphaerulina musiva SO2202 is the source of this 1420-nucleotide messenger RNA. RefSeq lists its product as uncharacterized. The transcript has a single exon. Bases 102 to 1244 code for a protein of 380 amino acids. Lineage: Eukaryota; Fungi; Ascomycota; Dothideomycetes; Mycosphaerellales; Mycosphaerellaceae. The record is from RefSeq and is a predicted model, not a curated record.